Messenger RNA from Nematostella vectensis (starlet sea anemone), 639 nucleotides. RefSeq lists its product as uncharacterized. Bases 1 to 639 code for a protein of 212 amino acids. Lineage: Eukaryota; Metazoa; Cnidaria; Anthozoa; Actiniaria; Edwardsiidae. The record is from RefSeq and is a predicted model, not a curated record. The transcript has a single exon.
AUGAAGUUCACUGUCGAAACAGACCACAAGCCCCUUGUACCCCUGUUUACUUCCAAGAUGAUCGAUGAGCUGCCGGUACGCAUACAGCGUUUCAGAAUGAGGCUUAUGAGGUACGAUUUUGAUACUCGGCACGUCCUUUCGGCAUCCGACAAGAGACUAGAGGAAAUACGGUCAGAGCUGAAGAGAGACGACGCAUUCAAAGCCGUGAUGCAUUACGUACAGAAUGGGUGGCCAGAAACCAAACAGAAGCUCUAUGGGCCCGUGAAGAAAUACUGCGGUGAAAGAGGAAGCUUACCCACCCACGAAGGCCUAUUGAUGAGGGAACGAAGACUUGUAAUUCCGUCAUGUCUCAGGCCAGAUAUCUUACGGUACCUACAUGAUGGUCACCAAGGCAUAUCCAAGACACGGGACAAUGCAGCAUCGUCCGUUUGGUGGCCCGGAAUCUCCAAACAAAUUGAAGAGAUGGUUCGCAAUUGUGCCACCUGCAAAAAACAUCGGAAGGAACGUAUAGAACCGAUGAAGGGAACAGAUUUCCCAGAGCGACCGUGGUCCAAACUCGGAGCAGACUUCUUCCAACAUGAAGGCCGACACUACCUGCACAUAAUCGACUACUAUUCGCGCGUUAUCGAAAUAUACUAG